AUGACGCAAGGGAACACUACAUGGUUUAAAAUUAAGAUUGGUGUGUGCAGCUACCGGCGUUUUCUCAAGCUGUGUGAGGAGUGGCCAGUGGACGAGACCAAACGAGGCCGGGACUUGGGCGCUUAUCUGCGGCAGUGGGUAGCCCAGGUCUUUCAGGAGGGAGAGAACACGCAGAUUGCAGAGCCUGAGACCUGUGAUCAAAUGUACAAGAGCUUAGCACGACUCCAUUCAAACUAUUACAAGCACAAGUGCCCACGCUCCAGAGAAACAAGCUUCAGCGGCCUGUCCUUGGAAGAGUACAAGCUCAUUCUGUCCACAGAGGCCUUGGAAGAAUUUAAUGAAAUGAAUAAAGGCAUGUGGAAGAAACUGCAGCAGAAGUUUGCCCCCCAGAAUCCUGAGGACAUGCACAAGGCCUGGGCCCGGUCCUUAUCUCGCCCACGUACAUGA
This is a messenger RNA of Elephantulus edwardii (Cape elephant shrew), 447 nucleotides long. RefSeq names its product ubiquinol-cytochrome-c reductase complex assembly factor 2-like. The coding region runs from base 1 to 447 and encodes 148 amino acids. Lineage: Eukaryota; Metazoa; Chordata; Mammalia; Macroscelidea; Macroscelididae. The transcript is spliced from 2 exons. Gene Ontology annotation, biological process: mitochondrial respiratory chain complex III assembly. Gene Ontology annotation, cellular component: mitochondrial matrix. The record is from RefSeq and is a predicted model, not a curated record.